This is a messenger RNA of Bufo gargarizans (Asiatic toad), 4058 nucleotides long. It is a transcript of the gene SCARA3, whose product is annotated as scavenger receptor class A member 3. NCBI's taxonomy places the organism in Eukaryota, Metazoa, Chordata, Amphibia, Anura, Bufonidae. Bases 594 to 2393 code for a protein of 599 amino acids. The record is from RefSeq and is a predicted model, not a curated record. The transcript has 6 exons.
GCUUGUGCCCGGGAUGUUUUAAGACCCUAGCAACUCUAGGGACCAUCCCUAUUACUACUUGUCACUUUGCUACCAUGUACCUCCAUUGUUUCUCCCCACCCCCUCCCUCUGCUGCGGGUCCUCACAUUUGUUUGCCAUUAGAUUGGGUGGGAGCAGGGAUUCCUCUGUUCUGCAUACACUUCACUGUGUCAGAUUUCUCCAUCGCCUCCUUUUUUUUUUUUUUGCAGGCUGAACCUGGAGCAGCAGAGCCAGAGAAGUAUAGGAGGAUGCAAACACUGACUUUUGCUUCUGAGCUCCUCACAACCAAGGAAGUUUGUCUAGGCUUCACACCAAAGGACGUUGCCUUUCGGGAUGAACUUCUUGCCGCUUCUGAUCAGGACUGAUAACGUCUAAGGAUAUGUUAUGGAGGAGAAAACCGCUCCAUUCCAGCCACAAGUUCCUCGAGACGUAGAUGGGGCUCUGAUUGUCUUCUAGGAAAAGAUGAGAAGAAGAAAUUAAGACACUUUUUUUAAUUCUUAACGAAGACCAUCCACCGCUGCUGGGAGUAAUUAGAGCAGUUAACGGGCUUUAGCCGGGUCGUCCUCGAGGGAACAAUGAGAGACUUAUUUUGUUUUUCAGACGAGCAGCUCCUACAAGAAGACGAUGACAUGCCCUCGUCUAGACACAGGCAGAAUGGUAGGACCAGGACCAACUGUGCCAAGUGCCAGAAGAACCUGUCCCUCCAGAACUCGGUGAAGGUUCUCUACGUCUUUGUGGUGAUUCUCAUCAUUGCUGUCAUCGUGUUAGCGUCGUUGGUUUUCAGGAAAGUCAAUUCCCUGUACGAUGACUUCAGCUCUGCAAAGUCCGGCUAUGAGAAGAAGAUUGUCUCCGUCCAAGUGGAUCUUCAGGAGCUCGAUAUAAAAUCAAUUGGAAACUGCUCCUACUGCCACGAUGCCACCUACUUGGGCCAAGAAAUCAGCAAACUUCAGGGGGAGUUGGAAGAGAUACAGAAGAUACUCUUGGCCCAGGACAUGCAACUGGACAAGACAUCUCAAAAUCAUCAGCUGCUCAUAGCCACCAACAGCAAAAUGGGCAAUCAGAUAGAGAGAAGUAACAUCUCCCUUCGACAGAUCAAUCAGACUUUGGGUCUUUUCCUGUCGCAGGUCAAAGGGUGGCAAACCACCGCAGCUGAGCUGGAAACUUCGGUGAAAAACUUGGUCCAGGAGAGGUAUGACAUCACAGCCGCCGUCCAGCAGAUAAAUUUUACUGUUGGGCAAACUUCGGAGUGGAUACAGGUUAUCCAGAGAAAAAACGAUGAGGAAACGUUGACCUUACAAAAAAUUGUCACUGACUGGCAAAAUUAUAGCAAAAUUUUGGGUGGAUUUAAAUCCACUUCUGUCAAAACCAUUGACCUGGUAAGAAACAUUCAAAGCAGCAUUACAGCCACAGCCCAACGUAUCACUAUGAACACGGAGGUCAUGCAUGAUCUGGUCCUACAAGUUAUGGGGCUUCAGCUCCAAUUGGACAACAUCACUUCUUUUCUUGAUGACCACGAAGAAAACAUGCAAGAUCUCCAGUAUCAUUCCAAGUACAUGCAAAAUAGGACUGUUGAGCGGUUCGAGAGCCUUGAGGGCAGGAUGUUUUCUCAUGAGACUGAAAUCGGGACUAUAUUCACAAAUAUCAAUGCUACUGACAACCACGUGCACAGCAUGUUGAAGUAUCUGGACGAUGUACGUCUCUCUUGCACACAUGGGUUCCAUUCUCAUGCUGAGGAACUGUACUACCUUAACAAGUCUGUCAGCCUCAUGCAAGGGGCCACCGAUUUGCUGAGAGAGAGGUUCAGUCUUAUGAAUGCUCGUCUAGAUUUUGAUGUUAGGAACCUUUCAAUGAUCAUGGAAGAAAUGAAACUGGUGGACAUCAAACAUGGGGACAUCCUACAGAAAGUCACAAUUGUGCAAGGUCUACCAGGACUUCCAGGUCCAAGAGGGAUUAAAGGUGAUAUGGGAGGAAAAGGACCCAUAGGCUUGAAGGGAGAAAAAGGUGACACAGGUGAAUUAGGCCCUCCAGGUCCUCAAGGGCCAAGGGGACCUAUCGGUGAAACUGGACCUAUAGGAGAGAAGGGUUCUAUUGGAAUUAAAGGAAGUUCAGGAAUUAAAGGUGAGAAGGGCAGUAUAGGUCCACCAGGUCCAAAAGGUCAGAAAGGAAUGAAAGGUGAUCCAAGUCCUCCUGGACCUAUUGGCCCUCCCGGUGCAAUAGGACCUCAAGGCUUGACUGGACUGCCAGGAUUUAUGGGACACCCUGGGUUGCAAGGGAUAGACGGACCAAUGGGCUUGAAAGGGGAAGCUGGUAUUCCAGGUCCUUCUGGUUUGCCCGGACCUCCUGGACCAAAAGGAAAAGCUGCCGUAUCAAAAUGAAUGUAUUUCCAAAAGACUUUUUGAACACAGAAUAACCCAUGAGUGGGGUAGAGAGUUGACUCAGUGCUGUAGAUACCAGACUUUGGACUCUAACCUUGGUCAUGAAGUUGUGGCUGGAACAUAAUCCAAUUUUUCCACAUAAUUCUACCGAAUCAUAUAAAAUAUAGACAUGUUUUUGUAGGAUGCAUUGCUGCAUUCAUUAUUCUCAUUCAAUAUUAGUAUCAUAUCUGUGUAGGUUCUUGACCUGUUCAGAUGCCCACCUGUCAAGAUCUCCAGUUUAAGCACACUGAGAAUUCAUAGCGAAUACUAUGCUUUUGUUCUGUCCUUACUGCUGCUCUCAGAGCUGCUUUCAAAUUUUUGCUGGUUGCCCUUGGAAACAGACUACACUUUGUUGACGGACACGUGACCUAACAGUUUAAAGGAAGACUCCAUAUUGUUCCAUGUGAAUUCUCCCAUAUAAUCCUGAAGUCUCACGUCAAUGCAGUAUAUUGUACGUUUCUGAACUAUAACAUACCAAGCUGAGUAUGGCUAAACCAUGAACUGGCAACAAUUAAGGAACGCUCUAUUGCUCCAUGCAGUGGGCUGGGUUUAGUUAUUGCCUGUGACAUGCUGCAUGCUACUGCACAGGCACAGCCUGCCACCUCCCCUGUGCAUUGGACCUACAAGGGUGUCUCCCUAGUGUUCUGCACACUGUUAAUAAGUAGGUGAGGUUAGAGGGUGGUAGGGAUGAUUUCAUGUGUUUUUGGAGUUUCUCCUUAACUUUAUGUGAUGUUUCUCCUUAACUUUAUUUCUGAAUGUGUUGUUCUUUGGUGUAAGCAAACCAGCAGAAUUUCAAAUGUGGCUUUAGAUGUAAUUUGAGAAGAAAUAGACCAUGUAACUGAGAUAAGUGAAAACCGAAAUGCCUGGUUGGCAAAUUGAUCUGUGACCUUCCCAUUUUCUGUGCAUCCAAGAAAACUAGUUGCCCUACUUUAGCAAACAGAAUUAAAAAUAUACAAAUCAAUGAGCCUAUUGCAUUCUAUUGGGCAGUAGAGCAGAAGACCCCAUGGACACGCGGUGAGAUACUUGCAUGUAAGCAAGGCUGGAGCUACAUAUCUUCUAGCUUGUUCCUUUUUCUUUGGAGGAUUGAUAGGACAUAUUGAGUGUUCUAUAUGUAUGUCGAACAGUUCGAACCUCUAUUGAAAGUCCUGUAUGGUUAAUUUCCAAAUGUAUGGAUACAAAUAUGAGGUCAAUGUACUCUUUUUUGUGUGUGUUAGUAUUGACAAAUUAAAGAAACACUCCAAGCAAAACUAAUAUACACUGUGUUAGCCUAGAGAAGGCCUGAGGGGGUGGUGCAUGACACAGCAGCAAUGAGAGAUUCCCUGUGUCAUGCUCCACCCUCAUCAGACCAUGCACUAGACAUAACACAAUGUAUCAGUUUUAACCAAAGUGUUCUGUUAAGAUGUUCAGAAUUGCAUUCCAAUAGAAUUUGCCUAAAAUGUUAUCACAUGUAGAUGGUUUCUGCAACCUCUCUUAGAAACUCUUGUUUAAUAUGUCUGCACUUGCUGGCUAAGUGCUUUUGAAAUAAGGUCUUCAUAGUCUAUUAAACAAAAGAUCCUCUUCAAUGGUCCAUCACAAAUAUAUAUGGGCGUUUUUUUUUUUGUUUUUCUUUAUGGAAUAUAGGAAAGU